Messenger RNA from Trichomonas vaginalis G3, 1215 nucleotides. RefSeq lists its product as uncharacterized. The transcript has a single exon. NCBI's taxonomy places the organism in Eukaryota, Parabasalia, Trichomonadida, Trichomonadidae. The record is from RefSeq and is a predicted model, not a curated record. Bases 1 to 1215 code for a protein of 404 amino acids.
AUGCAAGCAAGCGUAGUUUUAAAGCUUUCUCUCGCAAUAACACUCCUUGCUCUUGCUGUAUUACAGAACAUUAUUGGUGGAAGACAAAUAAUUUCUCACUCAUUUGUUUAUAAAAAAGAAAAUCAAGAAGAUGAAGAUGUUGAAAUCACUUUUGAUAUGACAUUUCCAAUAAUAAAACGUAAUGUUUCUAUUGAUUUAGUCAGUAAAGCUGAGAAAUAUAUGAAAUUACCAACAUGGUCUGCUGGUUAUAUUAAUUGUACGAAUUCUUCAAGCGAAGUAUCAUGUUAUGAAAUAACCAGAGCAUAUAAUUCAAUAAAAAAGUACGAAGAAUUGGUUAAAUCAGGAAAAACAAAAGGAAGCGUAUUAUUAUUUACGGAAAAAUACGAAAGAGAAGAUAGAAUGUCAAUGUUAUAUCAGGGAUUAUCGAUUGCAAUGGCAACAGAUAGAUUAGUUUACGUUAGAAAAGAUCUUUUCCCUUUUGAUUUACCAAAAUCAAUCCAAGAUUUGCAGAAUAGCACCGAUAUUAUCAAUGGUUUUGAAUUAGAUACAGAUUACAGAUUCGGCUGCGCCAAUAUUAGUAAUGCACAUCCACAAUUAAUAAUUAAAAAUAUAACUUGGCCUCAAGUGAUGUAUACACACGAAGUAGUAGCUCCUUACCUUAGAAAUAAUUUCGGUUUUCAUGCUGCUUACUUCCUUGGCAAUUAUUUAUUCGGUUCAGAGGAAAAAACAUUAUUAAAUUGCAUAAAUCAGUUUACUGAUUAUGGUGUUGAAGCCAAGAAAUUUGAGGAUUACUCAGUACUUACACCUGGUGGCUUUCAACGCUACAUUGGCCGAUGCGGAGCAACAGAAAAAAUAUUAAUGGUAACAAACUCUCAAAGUUCUAUAAUUUCCAAUAAUGUUGCAGAAGAUUAUAAAGUUACCGAUGAUAAUACAUUUGUUUGCGGUCUUCGCAAAUUAGUUUCAUCCAAACACGUCAUUCAUACAUUUGGAUCAAGAUAUGGAUGGUGGGCAAUGGCAAUGCAUGGAAACAAAGGUGGAUUUGUUAAUUCAAUUGAUUUUCUCUGUAUCAAUGUUAAUGUUUCUCAAUCUGCUUCACUUUGGCACACAUAUUGUCCUAGAAAUAGAGACGAUAUCUUCAGAACAAAUAAUAGACUUUAUAUUUGUGGUCCUAAUAGCAUGGAUGUUAGAUUGUAUAUAGAUUAUCUUUUGUGGUAA